CGCCCAUAUCAUCUCAUUCCUCUCUUCCCAGUUUUUUACACCAAACAAAAACAACACACAUAAACAUGAAAACAUCAACAACAUAUAGCAAAAACAACCUCAAAGCCUGUCUCUUUUAGACAAAACAGAGAGAGAAAAUCUCUUGAGGGAUCCAUACCCGGUUUGAAUGGCGAGCGGGUGGGUCAAGUCGUUGCACUGCAAAUCGAAAGCUUUCGAGGACGUGUAUCACCGGAACCCGAAAAAUCUCUUACCCAGUUCGAGUUGCAGAAAGAGCUCUCAGAGCAUCAAGGACGUGGUUGACGCCACAAAGCAUAGGCCGAGGAAGUCCAAGUCCACGUCACCCAAGCCAGAACCCGGUACUAAAUGUCCACGUCCGGUCAAAUCCGAACCGGUUUCAGUCCCUACAAACCGUUCUACCCGUGCUCCUGACCCGUUCUUUCCUGCACUGUCGGAGCUACCCGAGGGUCACCCUUCACGCAAUGUGGUGGAUAUUAUCUUCCACACGAGCUGGAGUCCGAAAGCGUUCACGGGUCGGAUCGAGAUGAUAUUCAAGGUCCAAAACGGGUCGAGAACGGUGACCCGGUUCGAAGAGUAUCGCGAGAUGGUCAAGUGUCGUGCCGGGUCGGGUGGUCCGACUGAUGGGUCCACAUGGGAGGAGAACGCGCGGUGCGUCGCGGAUGGGAACGAGGUUAUGAGGUUUCAUUGCAUGGGGCCCACGUCUGGAAACGGCACGUACGACGCGCGUGGAGGUGGCGCGUGGGCUUUUCCGGGGGCCAAAGGCUCGGCCAUUUGCACGUUUUCCGGGAGCGGUGUGGCCCACGAGAGUGCCGGAGGUGGACGUGGCAGAAGGGCCAUGUUGGUCUGCCGGGUCAUAGCGGGUAGGGUCUCAAAGCAACUCCGGGUCGACUCGUUGUUGGAUGGUCGGGUCGGAUUCGAGUCGGUAGGUGGGGACAAUGGGGAGCUGCUUGUCUUUGACUCUCGUGCGGUGUUGCCUUGCUUUCUUAUCAUCUAUAAGCUGUAAAAAUACUAGGAAUAUUAUUAUCCUUUCAUAUAUUUUUUUUCUCUAAUUUUUUUUUUAUUAUUAAGUUUUGUUUUUUUGGGUGCGGGUUGAUGAUUUGAUGACCCUUUUUACCUUCUUUUUAUUCGGUUAUUUGCAUUUAUCAACACAAUUUUUUGUUGUUCUUUUUUUGAUUGGCUGAUGCUUUUGUGUAAUUAUGGAAAAUUGGGUUGAUAAAUGCUAAUUAACCAUUUUACCGUU
Messenger RNA from Quercus robur (English oak), 1258 nucleotides. RefSeq lists its product as uncharacterized. The record is from RefSeq and is a predicted model, not a curated record. The coding region runs from base 167 to 1021 and encodes 284 amino acids. The transcript has a single exon. NCBI's taxonomy places the organism in Eukaryota, Viridiplantae, Streptophyta, Magnoliopsida, Fagales, Fagaceae.